Molecule: messenger RNA, 1360 nt
Organism: Trichechus manatus latirostris (Florida manatee)
Lineage: Eukaryota; Metazoa; Chordata; Mammalia; Sirenia; Trichechidae
Gene: MAIP1
Product: matrix AAA peptidase interacting protein 1
Exons: 4
Coding region: 1-687 (228 amino acids)
Biological process (GO): protein insertion into mitochondrial inner membrane from matrix
Cellular component (GO): mitochondrial inner membrane
Molecular function (GO): ribosome binding
Source: RefSeq, a predicted model, not a curated record
AUGGCGCUGGCCGCUCGCCUGCUUCCCGGAUUGCUGUUCUCCCAGCACCUGUCCGGUGGGGCCGCCCGACUCCGGACUCCUGGUGCGGCCAAGGUGAGGCCACUGUUGACUGGACUCUGCUGUUUCUGCCGCCGCCGCCUUGGCUCGGGAGUGGCUCCGUUUCCUCGAGGAGCUUGGACUGAGGCGGCCUCGGCGCGGUCUGCUGGGAGCUCCAGCUGCCGCCUACUCAGUCCUCCGGGAUUCCCCGCAGCCCUUGCAUCUUUCCUUGUCCACCCUCGGCGCAGCUACAGCACGGAGGAACAACAGCCCCAGCCGCGCCAGAAAACCAAGAUGAUCAUCCUCGGAGUCUCCAACCCCGUCAAUUGGAUUCGGACUCGAAUUUACUCCUUCCUUAUCUGGGCCUAUUUCGACCAAGAGUUCAGCAUCAGAGAGUUCUCUGAGGGGGCGAAGCAGGCCUUUGCUCACGUAUCAAAAUUGUUGUCACAGUGUAAAUUUGAUCUUUUGGAAGAACUUGUGGCCAAAGAGUUGAAAUUAAGAAGGAAGUUUGUUAACAUCCUGAUGUGCUUUUGGUAUCUAACCAGUGCCAACAUCCCCAGUGAAACUUUAAGUGGAGCCAGUGUAUUCCAGGUUAAGCUGGGAGAUCAGAACGUGGAAACUAAAAAACUUCUUAGUGCAAGCUAUGAGUAAGUCUAACCGUAUUUUGUUGUUUCCUUUCUCUAGAAAAUGCAAGGUAGCGUGAAGGUGUGAAAAUUAAACAGAGCUUUAAGAAGGAAAAGAUUGAAAUUUGACAAGUUAUUUAUGAAGAAAAAGGUCAUAAACACUGACCAUGAAACGGGAGCGUUCAGAAUUUAGAAAGAGAUAAUAUUGCUGAAUUUAGUUAAAUGGUGUUUUGGCUAUUUAUUGCUUCAUAAUAAACCACCCUAAAACUUAGUGACUUAAAUGACCAUUUAUAUUGCCUGCAAUUUCACAGCUCAGGAAUUUUGGAAAGGAUUAACUGGGAGUUUGUCUCUGCGUCACUUGGCAUCAGCUGCAGAGGCCAGAGCCGAGGAUUCAUUCCCAUUCUUUACUCACAUGUCUGGUGCCUUGGUGCUCAUGUCUCGUUCUCUGGGGCCCCUUCUUGUAUUUGGCUUGUGAUCUCAGUUGGCUCAUAGUUUUUAUAUAGUGUUUGGCUUCUAAGAGGCAGAAAGCUGAAGCUGCUAGACCAGUAAAGAGCUAUACCCAGAAUUAUAACAUCAUUUCUGCCAUAGUCUGCUUGUCAAAGCAGUCACAAGGCCUACACAGUUUCAAGGGUUGGAGAGACUGUACAUGAGAGAGUGGCAAGGUCACGUUAUGGAAGAGCAUGUGGGAUGGAAGACUUUGC